AUGUCCAGCACAUCUCGGUCGACAUCGCCAGAAAUCUCUCAACAACUUAACCAGCCCUUCCGGCCUUUGAUGCCCGCUCCCCCUGGCAUGGCCCGCAUCGUGAGCCCUCAACAACCAGCUUUCAGCCAUCUGUUUGCCUUUCAAGCCCAACCUACUGGGUCAUCUUCCCGUCGAAAGCAGGGCAAGACGAUCACAGCGGCAUGCGGUGCCUGUAGGAAGCGCAAAUCCAAGUGCGACGGCACCCGCCCAACCUGCCUCGUCUGCCGCGAAAAAGGUACGCCCUGCGAAUACGACACGAACGUCUCGGAAACGCACGCACAGGCCCUCAAGCGCAAGUAUCAAGAGCUGCAGACCCAAAAGGCCGCUCUCGAACAAGUCUAUAGCCUCCUACAAACCCGGCCCGAGGAGGAAGCCCGGGCGGUUUAUAGGAGGAUUCGGUUGGGAGAGGACCCGACCUCGGUGCUGAGACAUGCCCAGUACGGCGACGUGGUGAUGCAGCAUGCGCUGGAGCCGCAGUCAAAUUUCCGGUAUGAGUUUCCCUACCUCAGGGAGAUGCCGCCAUUUUUGGUGUGGGAAGGGAAUCCGUAUUUGAGAGCCGAGAUUCAUGAUUGGGAGUGGAGGGCGAGUGUGUCGGGGAGUGAGGGAUCGCCUUUGCCGCAGAGACAGAGGGCGUUGUUGUUGUUGCCGGGUACGACGACGGGGACGGGGGAUGAUGUGGCUAGUCCGAGAUCGACGAGUUCGGGGACGAGCGAGACCUUGUCUGCUGGGUCGUUGACGUCAGAUAGGAGGGAGCCGUAUCUCAAGCCGUAUCAUACGGCGAGGGUGGUGCAUCCUUGGCUGGACUCGGUCAAGCCGAGUAUGUGGACGGGCGUGAGCGAUGAUGAUGUGUUAAUGAGGAAGCUGCUACAUGACUAUAUUUUGUUUGAUUGGGACUGGUUUACCAUGUUUCAUAAAGACUAUUUUCUGGAGGAUAUGGCGCAGGGCAGGAGGAGGUUUUGCUCGUCGUUGCUGGUCAACGCGGUGUUGUGCAUGGGAAGCUACUGCCACCGCGGCCUACGCAGCUGCGCCGAGCACUGGAACCCCAAGUCCUUCUGCUACCAGUUCCUGGCCGAAGCCCGCCGGUUGUUUGACAUCGAUGCCGAGGAAGAGCGUCCCGUUAGGCUGCCCGACGAGCAGGACGCGGACUGGCAUCGUAGACUCGUCGAAUGGGAGCAGCGACGGCUGUGCACGAUCCAGGCCGCCAUAUUGAUCAAUCUGAUCCAGAACAUAAACGGGGCCGACAAGAUCGGCUGGCGGGUGACGGUACGGGCGCUCGAGCUGGCAAGGGAGAUUAAGUUGUUUGAUGAGCCGCCAGAGUACUACGGCCCAGAGAUGGUCAUUGUCAGGACGUAUACCGCGUGGGCAUGUUACUGCUGGCAGAGCCUAAGCACAUUCUUCUACCUCCGUCCGCCGCUCAUCAAAGACCCGCCCAAAGCCCUCCUCCCCGAUCCCAUCGAAAACCCCCAAUGGUACGGCGAGCUUUGGAUAGCCUACCCGGGCAGCACGCACCGUUUCCCGACUUACCACGGUCUCUCCUUCAAAGCAAAAUGCGAGUUCUGGCGCAUCAUUACCGAGAUCGGCUCAAUCAUGUUCGCCGGCGACCGUUCCCCCAUUGUGAUGCCCUUGAAACAAACGCUGCAUUACGUCAACCGGCUACGGGACUGGUUGCAUGGGUUGCCGGAGCCGCUCUCGCCGAGCAAAAUUGUAUUUCCCCAGCAUCUGAAGCUGCAUUUAGGUUACUAUUAUAUGUUGAUCGAAGUGAUUUCCCCAAUCAUAGGGUGUACCGAGGUCGAUGGGGUACCCCUCAACCCGACGCCGUAUGAUUUGUACCUGGAGGCAGUCAACUGCCACGAGACGCUCAUCCGCAUCCAUUACCUGCGACAUGGGUUUGAGGGAUUUGACACGUUCAUGCUUCACUUUCUCGGGUUCAACAAUCACCUUGCUAUUCGCGCGGUCGAAACAUCCCAGGGAUCUUCCUACCUCGAGCCCCGGCGGUCAUCAGUAAUCCUCUUUGCGAAGGGCAUUCAUGAGUUCAGUCAGGCAUUGUUCAUUGCGAAGGCGAUAUUGAAACUACAAGUGGGCAGGAUGCAGGCGAGCGAAGCGGAACUGUUGAGGAGGGAGCUCGAGAUUGAGCCUGAGGAGGUCGCGUAUGGGCCGAUGGAGCAGACCGUGCAGAGUGACUGGCCGGAGUAUGAUGUCGGUGUCGAGGCGAAGGCGGAGAGGGUUAAGGAGGGGAAGACGCUGGCGACGAGCUUGGCCGAGUUGAGUCUCUUGGAGAGGGAGAGGAAGUCGGCCAGUCCGGAGAGGUAG
Molecule: messenger RNA, 2349 nt
Organism: Thermochaetoides thermophila DSM 1495
Lineage: Eukaryota; Fungi; Ascomycota; Sordariomycetes; Sordariales; Chaetomiaceae
Exons: 4
Coding region: 1-2349 (782 amino acids)
Biological process (GO): DNA-templated transcription; regulation of DNA-templated transcription
Molecular function (GO): DNA-binding transcription factor activity, RNA polymerase II-specific; zinc ion binding; DNA binding
Source: RefSeq, a predicted model, not a curated record